This is a messenger RNA of Geodia barretti, 8186 nucleotides long. Lineage: Eukaryota; Metazoa; Porifera; Demospongiae; Tetractinellida; Geodiidae. The record is from the annotation of a GenBank genome assembly.
AUGCCAUUAGAUUCCUCCCGUAGCCUCUCUUUCCCUCUCUCUUGCUCGGUACGCAGACAGUCUUCGUUUCCUUGCUUGGUUUUGUCAGAAAGUGGGGGAAAAGGCGUUACGAUCGAUCACCUUCGAGCUUCUCGUGAAUCCGCGCAUGCGCAUAAUAAAGUCGCCUCCUUUUUUAAUUGUGUUGUGUCUCGUGCGCUUUUGUCGUCUCCCCCCACAUCUCUUUACGACGAGCUUGUAUACACCUGUGGACGAGUCGACAUGUCGAAACUCAACGACUUGGACAACGCGGAUGGCGGCAUCCCGUUCCCUCCGUCCCGCCUCCUCCUCCACGACCACGUCCAGAUGUACUACUCAUUCUGCCGAGCAGCUCCGGAAGACGUCCUCAGCUGCGUUACCGGCACCCCGCGGCCCCUCGUUCUCCUCUUAGCCCCAGGCGACACACGUUCCCUCCUAUACACCCUCUACCGAAAUUUCGACCCCGAGUUUCGCGGGCGUUUCGAGGGGGCCGAUUUUUUAAUGAUCGAGAACUGGUCUUUGCUCCAGGCGCGGGAUAUUCUGAUGCUCCACCUCUGCUUGCAGCUGCCCCACAAGAUUGAAAACGAGGAGGGACGCCUGCUGUGCGCUGCCAUCUGGGCCAUCUUCUACUCCGUCACGCUCCGUCCUCCUCACGUCCGUGUCUUGAAAGACGCCGUCACAGCUCUCUCGCAAUUCACCUCCUCUCUUGAGGCCUGGGCUUCCCCAGAAAACCCUCUGGGGAAGAUUGUCAAGUUCAGAAACCAGGAAACGUUCACAGCCGUAGCCGGACACUGGCGGCGUUGGUCAGAGGACAAGCCAAAUCAUGUGCCCUAUCUUGAAUUCCAGCAGGAACUGCGCUUCUCUUUUCUGAGCAAGAAAUCUCUCUUCAACGACCUGAACGGCUACACUGAGCAGUGUGUCACCUACCUGCUGGGGCUGUGCUCGGACUCUGUUCCUAUGAAAACCCAGCAGCAAAUGCGCGAGGAGUUCUCCGCGUUUCUCCAGAAGGGCGUGACAUUUGCCGAAGACAUGCUCCAGCUCCCAGUGGGGGAGGACUGGGAGACCACGCCCAACGUCACCUUGUAUGACGGCACCUCCCACACCAAAAUUCACAACCCGUUCUACGCACUAGUUCCGUUUCUUGGGUUCUUCCACUCGCUCCUCUUCUCCCCGAGCGGCUGUCGGGACGGGAACAUUCCCCGAUCCCUCUGCGACAAGCUCCCAGUGACUGAUGAUAAGUUUGAGAGCCAGCCCAUCCUUGCCAACUGCAUCCAGCAGCUCAUUUUGUGGCUCUCUGCCUCCUCACGUGCCCUCCGUAAAUUCACAGUCCAGGCUUCUCCCUGCAUGACUUUCACAUUCGAGUGCUCGGAUCCCAUCUCCCUUUGUCUGCGCGUCCAGCGGAAUCCCGAACUGUACACCUCGUCUCUCGGGGUAGACCCUUCGUUUGACCUCGUCCACUCGUUUGAGUGCGUGGAUGGAGUUUCACCUCCCGAUCUAGUCUUCCAAGCUGUGCCUCUCCUCAAGGACGAUCGAUGCCUCAUUGUCAAAACGGUCGACCACCGCUCCGUGGGAUCGAGUAUGGAGAGCUACCUGGGGUCCCUGUUUGGGCUACACCCACAAAUUUUCCCCGUCAUGUUUGGGUUUAGGAGCGUCUCGGUCGACGGGUCGUUUUCUGACUGCACGGUCGUACGCCACUCCGCCUGGAACCAGGAGCACCGACACAAGAGUUACGACGUCCGAACACUCGUGUUCCAGCGCGUCCUCUCCACUCCCUACGUGAUUGAAAACCUGGAGGACAUAGAUUUCGCACCGAAGGCCCUGGUGAGCGUCAUCCACGGAGCCACCUACAACUUCCCCGUGAACCGCUUUGCCCACAUGAUGAGCAUGGAAACGGUGAUCGCGGGGAUUCUGGCGUUCGUGUCGCAGAUGGAGGAAGACACUCCCGUUCACAGGUGGCAGUUCUGGGACGAUUUUGUCCAGCUGGUCAAAGUGGAGUCUACUCUCGAACCUUUUCUCCACCACCUCCAGACGGUUUCAAUGCUCCACGGGCUGCAUCUGCACGUGACGGUAACGGAGAGGGACUGCCCCGUGUGUCGCUACCGGCCCCUCUCCUCCUACCUCUCUUUCUUCAGCCUCAAGAUCGAGGACCCCGUCAUGGUGCCCCACAUGACCAUCGGGCUCUUCAUACACCGAGACACCCACAACGUGGACAAUAUCCUCGUCGAGAAGAAGGAAACGUACUUCAUCCACGCUCUGGCUCUGCGACAAGACGAAGACGGGCAGUUCUUUGUCGACUUCUACUUCCCAAAGCUCUUUGUCGACGACUCGUACAAGUUGACGCUGGUCAAGUUCUCGGAGGAGAACAUGAUGGGACAGUUGGUCCAGGUCCCCGUAGUUCUCUACCAGGGACUCCUGAAGGACUGCGUGGAGGAGGUCUCUCGCUACUCCUUUUAUCCGCUCCCCAAACGCCGCCCGUCCAUGUUGUCAGCCUUUGGCAAGAUGCGGGUGCACGUGGCCGGAUGCGAGAAGGUUAAAUCCAUCAUCGACAUCCCUCCGAACCUGGUGUACCGUCUGGACUGCAACAACCUGAUGGUCGACAGCAACCAGGCCACCCAGAUGCACCUGUGCCUCAAGGUCAACGAGUACUGUAGGUACGACAUCUACUUCCCCUACCCUGUCGUCUUCUCGGAGAUGAAGGUGGAGUUCCAUUGCAGGGAGGACACCGUGACGAUCACAGCUCGUCGGGACUACUACUCCUAUCGCAAAGUGUCCCCCCUCUUUUUAGUGACCCCCACAAACCGCCUGUUCCUCCCCGCGGCCCCCGUGGACCCGCCCCCCUCCCGCAACUACCUCGCUCUCCAGUUGAGCCCGCUGGAAGAAGAUACUCUCGCUAGGAGACCGAUGAAGUUGGUCCCACCCAUCAUUAAACUCAAAUACAUCCUGCGAGAUCUCUUCAAGCUGGCCUCCUCACGCUGCCGUUUCGUCCACGUGCACACCACGAAAGAUAACUCGGAGCUGUCGGGAAUGAUAGUCAUCCAUGACGAGGUCGUGGAUCUCGACACUCGAUCCCCGGCCAUCGAUCUCUCCUUCUGUUUCCUCAAAGACGGAGAAGAUAAGCAUGACCUCGUAGCUGCCUGGGGCAAAAUAUCCGCCGAUCACAUGGCCCGCACGCUCUUUGUCCCACAUGAAAAUCUCGAACACGUCACAAAGAUGUUUGAAUACUAUGCGAGACGAACGCACACCGUCUACACCGAAAACAAUCGCACGAGCCUGUGUCGCAUCAAAGUCCUCCGGAAGAACAACAUCGAGGUUUUCUUCACGCGAGCCGUUGUGUUUCCGAUGUAUGCCAGCCCAGACCAGCAGAUCGACGAGGAGUCGUCUGAAGACGAUCAAGUUGACGCAGAGAUCAGGAGAAUCCCGCACUUCAUGUCCAGUGUCACUUCCCGUGGCGGCGUCCCCAUCAACGAUGAGGUCAAGAAGGUCAUCGAGGCCCUCAGCCCGUCCAGGAAGAACUCGGAGGAGAGGAGGAGGGGAGCGACGCAAGUCUCUCUCACCACUCAGGCGGCCGAGUCUGCCAUAGUCAACACACUCUUUGAAGCCAUCAGAGACGCCCAGAGUUAUAAUGGAAGCACUUUAUUCCACCUGUUUGCCGGGCUUCCAUCCGGUACGACCGUGGGCUCUGGGGGGAAUUCCCUGACUAUUACCAGGGAGGAGAGACUAUUGACGACCGAGUAUCAUAUCCAUGAGACCACUGGUGGUGCUGCAGCCAAGCCAACACCGAAACCAAGGGAACCGAAAGAGUCCAGAGAAAAACUGAGGGAAAAGAUGAGGGAGAAGAUGAGAGCCAGAGAGAAGGUCAGAGUGAGGUCCGCCACGGUGAAGGAGGAGAAAACCAAGGUAAAGAAACCAGCUGCAAACACAAGUCAGCGCAAGAAGACUGAUGCGGUGAAGACGGAAACGAAACCGUUGAGAAAGGAACCAUCAAAAAAAGAUGGAGUAAUGCCCCCCAGCAGAGAAGAUGGAGUAAUGCCCCCCAGAAGAGAAGCAAAGCCCCCAUCAACAGGAGAAGUAAAACCAAAAGUAAAACCGUCAACAAACGGAGCAAAACCAUCGACAAAAGGCACUAAACCUUUGAUGGAAGAUGAAGCAGAGCUGGUGACGAAGAAGCAAGAGAGGAAGGCGAGCGAAGUGAAACCAGCGCCACUGAAGAAGCCUCUGACAAGUGUUUCACGGAACGAGGAGAAAGAGAGUGGGAGAGAGGAGAGCGGGAGAAAGACCGACGCAGUCAACAGCGGAGCUCUGGGCGAGGAUGAUGACAGUGGGGGAGGCAAGCAUAAGCACAAAGCGGAGGGGACGAGGUUGAAGGGCAAGUGCACCAAUUGUGGAAAGUCCACCGGACACAUGAAGAAGUGUGCUAGCUGUGGGAGGCCACGCUACUGCAGCCGGGAGUGCCAGAAACAGCACUGGAAGGUACACAAGCCAGACUGCAUCGCAGAGGACAAGACAGCAGAGAGGGAAGGAGGGAGGGAGGGGGAGGAGCCUGCUACCAGGAAGCAAGACGUUCCUCGACCUCUGCAAGAGAAGCCAACCGGUGUACAGGAAAAGCAGAUGACCGCCGUAGCUGUUCCAGGAGUGCUGAAAUGCACAACUUGUGGCAGGAAUUCAGAUUACCUGAAGAGGUGCAAGUGUGUCCAGGUGUUCUACUGCGACAUAGAAUGCCAGCGCAAGGACUGGCCUCACCAUAAACUGACCUGCUCCGCUGCUCCGGGGAAGAAGGCGGGGCUAGCUUUCUGCAGAGCUGUUUCACAGCUGGCCGCAAGGGCUCAUCACCCAGAGGCCGGAGUUAGAGGGAUCGCAAUGCAGGAACCAAACUCUUCAGCCAUACCGUAUAACUUCACCGUCAGCGCUCAUGCCUUUUGCAACAUGAGCACCUGUUCCAUCGCGCCGACAGAGGUGGACAAGAGGGAUGCCAUUACUGUAGUCAGGGUCCUGGUGUCCCUUAUGAGCAUCUUUGGUUCCCUCUCCAUCAUUGUCUCCAUCUUAUGGAGGAGGAUUCUAUGCAGUCCAAAGAUAGUACAAUGUGUGACUGUGGUCCUGACUGUGACAUAUGCAGUGGUGGCUUAUAGAGUUCUGAAAAGACAGGAACUAUCUGACAUGUUGGCUGGUGGCAGUGAGACUGUAAGGGCCUGGGCUCCUUGGAAGAUGACUCUGCUUUACAUGAUGGCCUGGUUUCUGCCGGCAGCAUCAGUGCUCAUAAUAUUUGGCAUAGUGGCCUCGAGAUACAGUCUGGUAGAGAAAGCCACGGAUUGCAGCUGCUGGUGUCUCCCUUUCUUCAUAAACAUUGUCCCCGUGGCUUACCCAAAAUAUGAGGUUACUAUUGAUCUCCUGAAGGCAUCGGGCCUGUAUUUCUACCACACCAAGAUGGUGGUGCUGGCCAGCUCAGUGAUUCUGCUAAUUGUCUACUUCUUUGGGUUUGCUACACUGGUCAUCAUGUACUGGAAGAUCCUACGCCACAUCCGCAGACUACGAGAAUCUGCUAAGUCGCCAACAUCUCCCACCGUGUAUGGAUCAGUUGGAGAGCUCCUGAUGAAAGGACACUCGCAGGCAAAGAAGAGAGUCUUGUGCUUCCUCUCUGCCUUUGUCAUCACUGGACUAGCUAACGUGGUGCUGUGUGCGAUAUUUGUGGCAUUUGAGGCAGGGGAAAUACACAGAGGACCUCCUGAGGGACCAGAGGAGACGAUAGGUAGUGGACACAAGCAAAAAGACAACAUGGACCUGCCAAGGAUUCUUGUGUACUCUGCACAGUCACUGACUGCUCCCCUGCAAGGCUUUGUCAAUGCCCUGGUCUACGGUUGGACCAGAGAUGACUUCGUGAAAAGUGGAGUGACCGCCUAUGGCGAGUUGGACUCCGUGGCUGCCGUCAGGAUAGUAAUAUCCUGCCUCAGGCUCCUGCCAAUGGUCCUAGUGAUGCUGCUGUUUGCUGUGGUUGUGACAGACACUGAUCUUCUGCAAGACGUGAACAACUGCAGUUGCUGGUGUAGACCCUCUCUCGGGAACAUCAUCCCCAGUGCCAAAGGCAGAGAUCCCGCGACAAUUGAGUUCAGGGGAAACAUGAGAAAGUUGGUUGUUGCAUUUGCAGCAGUGAUUGGGACCCACUUUCUGGCAGGAUUCAUCAUUCUCAUAAUCGUCUAUGGAUUAAUGAUAAGGACGAUCCGUAGAAUGAGGGAAAGAAAUGCUACACGAGGUCAGGGUGCUACGGGUAACUAUGGUGCAGUGGGUCACGCACUAACAGAGCCUGUACUGGAGCGAGCAGAGUUUCAGGCAAAGAGAAGAGUCACCUACUUCUUGAUAGUCUUUAUGGUGACUGGAUUCUUCAACCUCAUUCUCUGUGUCGAGCUGAUGUUUUUUGACAUAGUGAAUUUGGGCAAAGGGGAGCACCAAAGUCCGGCCGUACACGAAAAUCGAGCCAGGGCUGAGAAAAUCUAUUACGUCACGCUCUGUUUGCAGACUGCCGUGUGGGACACCAUUGCAAGUCUGAGGAUGAUCAUUUCGUGUCUCAGCCUACUGGGCGCAUCAUCAAUCAUCGGUUCCGCCAUCAAGAAGAGAGAAGUCGGGCACCCCAAGGUCCUACCAAUCUUCUCUCUGGCUGUGGCUGACCUUGGUCUGGCACUGCUGUGGAUAAUUGGAGGGGCACUGUGGCUGCGAGGGGUCGAGAAUCGCCAAUUCUGUUUCAUUGUCUCUCUCCUUACAGUGGUAGGUCAACCUGACAGUGGUGUAUGCCUCUGUCUCCUACUCAUAAUCAAGAAGACUGACCUGUCUGGCCUGCUGGCAUAUAUGGACCCUGAUUCCACAUAUGGAUGGUCCAAAAUCAAGACAGUGCUGGUUUACUCUAUUGCCUGGUGUCUCCCGGCAGUGAUUGUAUUGGGAUUGUUUGGAGUUGUUGCAGGGAGUACUAAUAUCCUCCAGAACGCUGACAUAUGCAGCUGCUGGUGUGCUCCAGUUCUCAGCAACGUUAUGCCUUACGCCGUCCACAUACAACAAGGGACGGCUGAGUUUGUUCACAACGUGAGGAAGCUGUUAGUGGCGUAUGGUGCGGUGAUCACCACACAUUUCCUGGUGGGACUAGUGGCCUUGGUGACCAUCUACCACAAGUGCCUCAAACGGAUCAGACAACUCAAGAAUAACUAUGACCCCAGUAAAACCUGCUGUACUUACGGCAGUGAGGGGAGGGGCCAGAGGUGGGCUCUUAUUAGCAAAGGAGAGUCGAAGGCUCGGAAAAGAGUUUUCUGUUUCCUGACGGCUUUCAUUCUCAGUGGAUUCUUCAAUUUCAUCUUCACAAUUGGAGUGAUGGCACACGAGAUAGACAAGCUGCGUACCCAGGAAACCCUGGAGAAAGGGAAGGGGCUAUCUUUCAAGGCGUUCUACAUGGUGUUUGCCACACUCCAGGCUCUCUCAAUCACACAGCAGGGGUUCCUGAAUGCGAUUGUGUACGGCUGGACCAGAGAGAAUUUCCUACACAUUAUGGCAUUCAGUGGUGGCAGCAGCAGUUUCGGCAACGUUCAAAGACUGAUGUUGACGCACGGAGAAGGAGACAGUAGGACUGCCAGCGGGGAACUGGGGGAAACAUGGGCUGUUUUCAACAGAGAAGAGGAGGAGGAGGAGGAGGAGGAGGAGAAAGAAGAAGAGGAACGGGGAAAAUGGACACCAACUCAGACGCAGUCCUUGACUCCUGCCCUUACACACAAACUCUUUUAAAAUCUACUUCUAGCUAGAGUUGACGUCAAAUGAAUGAAUUUUUUUAAAUUGGUGUCUCAGACAUUAGAAACAAGGCGACAGACAAAGUUGGGAUCUAUUCAUACGUCCCUGAGAGAAGUUCUGGUGUGUCCCUCUCCAUCUUGUCGCAGUUUGUGCCGUGUUCUCUGUCGGUCUCCUCGGUGUGUGAGCAGUGGGAGCUGAUGCUGGUAGAGAUGGCCAUCACCUGGAGAAAGUCUCCUCUGGUCCAGCCGUAGACUAUGGCGUUCAGGAACCCUUGCAGAGGCACUGUCACUGACUGCAUAGGAAAAUCAGUUUUGAGCUCUUCAAAUGGAAUGUGCAGUCGUGAAAAGUAAUAAAGUGUAGUUUGGUCACAAUGCAUUCAUCACAGCAUUCAUCUAUUGAAAACAAAUUCUGAC